Boleophthalmus pectinirostris (great blue-spotted mudskipper) is the source of this 1368-nucleotide messenger RNA. RefSeq names its product shootin 1 (gene shtn1). The record is from RefSeq and is a predicted model, not a curated record. Gene Ontology annotation, molecular function: actin binding. The transcript is spliced from 13 exons. The coding region runs from base 19 to 1368 and encodes 449 amino acids. Lineage: Eukaryota; Metazoa; Chordata; Actinopteri; Gobiiformes; Gobiidae.
GACCAGAGGAGGACUAACAUGUGGCAUCCGUUGGUGUUUUCAGCGCGUGAGGAGUUCGACGCUCUUCAGAGGAAACAGUCCGAGACUCAGACCAAGGUUGAUCUUCUGGAGCAGGAGAGAGAUGAGGCUCUUCACAAACUGCAGCAUUUUCACAAAGUGUCGGAGCAGGUCCUGGAGGAGGUUGGACUCAUCCAGAGGAACCUCCAGAUCCAGACGAGCUGCAGAGAGACGGCGGAAGCUCUGGCCACCAGGUUGUCUCGUCAGAACCGUUCUCUGAAGCGUCGCUCUAUGAUGCUCGUGUCUCACCUGAGUCCAGACCUGGUCUCACACAUAGACCUGCUCGAACCGGACCCAGACCUGGACCCGAUCCCGGACCCAGACACAGAAGGACCUGGUUUGGACCAGGGUCUGAACCAGAUCUGCCAGUCUGUCACCUGUCAGAGGACGAUCACAGAUCUGCAGAACGAAAAAACCAAAGCAGAGUCUGAACUUCAGGAACUGAGAGAAGAACUGGACCGAACCCGAGAAGAGUUGCUGAAGGAGAAACACGACAACACUUUGUUAAUCGCAGAGAAAGUUCGACUCAACAAACUCCUGAACAGCUACAACAGAGUCUCGUUGUUGGCGUUGGAGGAGUUCGAGGAGCUGCAGACGGAUCUGGAUCUGGAGAAGAACUUGAGAUCAGAGGCUGAAAACUUUGCCCGAGAGAUGUUGGUCGAGCAGAAAAAGCUGAAGCGCCAGAGCCAGAUCCUGGUCCAGAACCUGGGUCCAGACCAAGUCCUGAUCGAGGCCUUAGACCAGGUCCAAAAACUGACCGCAGACCUGGAGCGAGAGAGACUCCAGCACCAGGAGGAGCUGGCGUCCCUGGAGCGUCGUGUUUCCUGCUCUGAACACCAGAUGGAGCUGCAGAGUCUGAGGAGCCGAGUGCAGCUGCAGGAAGAGAAGAAGAACGAACUGAACAAACUGUGGAGCGACGCCCGAGACGAAGCCAAAGACCUGAGACUGUUUCUGGUGAGGAAGAAGAAGAACGUGAGCGCAGACGUCCCCCUGACCCAGAAGGAACCAGCCGACAAAACAGAUGUUCGUACGUUGGCGGUAAACGAGAUGAUGCAGAGGAUCAAACGAGGCGUCCAACUGCGACCUGUCGACCAAUCAUCAUCCAGAACCAGGACACAGUUGGAGAAGAAACCGUCAAACUCUGCGAUCCACGAGCUCCGAGGAAUCAUGGAAAACUUUAACCGGAGCCCGAGGACUCUGGUCCGGACCGAGUCCAGAGACCGAGACUCAGAACUCAACCGGGUUUUACUGAAGAGACGAGACGCCAUAGAAACACAGACCUGCAACAGCCCAGUCCAGACCCAGAUCUAG